This is a messenger RNA of Phacochoerus africanus (Common warthog), 849 nucleotides long. RefSeq names its product homeobox C12 (gene HOXC12). NCBI's taxonomy places the organism in Eukaryota, Metazoa, Chordata, Mammalia, Artiodactyla, Suidae. The transcript has 2 exons. Gene Ontology annotation, biological process: regulation of DNA-templated transcription. The record is from RefSeq and is a predicted model, not a curated record. Bases 1 to 849 code for a protein of 282 amino acids. Gene Ontology annotation, molecular function: DNA-binding transcription factor activity, RNA polymerase II-specific; sequence-specific double-stranded DNA binding.
AUGGGCGAGCAUAAUCUCCUGAAUCCCGGGUUUGUGGGGCCGCUGGUGAACAUCCACACGGGAGACACCUUCUACUUCCCCAACUUCCGCGCGUCCGGGGCGCAGCUGCCCGGGCUGCCUUCGCUGUCCUAUCCGCGCCGCGACAACGUGUGCUCGCUGCCGUGGCCGUCGGCGGAGCCGUGCAAUGGCUACCCGCAGCCCUAUCUCGGCAGCCCGGUGUCGCUCAACCCGCCCUUCGGCCGCACGUGCGAGCUGGCGCGCGUGGAGGACAGCAAGGGUUACUACCGCGAGCCGUGCGCCGAAGGCGGCGGCGGGGGCCUGAAGCGUGAGGAGCGCGGGCGAGAUCCCGGCCCGGGAGUCGGGCCCGGGGCAGCGCUGCUGCCGCUGGAGCCGUCGGGGCCGCCCGCGCUCGGUUUCAAGUACGACUACGCGGCGGGCGGCGGCGGUGGCGACGGGGGCGCGGGACCCCCGCACGACCCGCCCUCGUGCCAGUCGCUGGAAUCCGACUCCAGUUCGUCCCUGCUCAACGAGGGCAACAAGGGAGCCGGCGCGGGCGACCCCGGCAGCUUGGUAUCGCCUUUAAACCCCGGCGGCGGGCUCGCGGCCAGCGGCGCGCCCUGGUACCCGAUCCACAGCCGCUCACGGAAGAAGCGCAAGCCCUAUUCGAAGUUGCAGCUGGCGGAGCUGGAGGGCGAGUUUCUGGUGAACGAGUUCAUCACACGGCAGCGCCGGAGGGAACUCUCAGACCGCUUGAAUCUUAGUGACCAGCAGGUCAAGAUCUGGUUUCAGAACCGCAGAAUGAAAAAGAAAAGACUUCUGUUGAGGGAGCAAGCUCUCUCCUUCUUUUAG